Molecule: messenger RNA, 1473 nt
Organism: Malus domestica (apple)
Lineage: Eukaryota; Viridiplantae; Streptophyta; Magnoliopsida; Rosales; Rosaceae
Product: homeobox protein knotted-1-like 1
Biological process (GO): regulation of transcription by RNA polymerase II
Cellular component (GO): nucleus
Molecular function (GO): DNA-binding transcription factor activity, RNA polymerase II-specific; RNA polymerase II cis-regulatory region sequence-specific DNA binding
Source: RefSeq, a predicted model, not a curated record
UGUAAUAGAAGUCUCUCUUAUCCUCUCUCCCACGCACAAACAACAGUUCCUUGAUGUUCCUUCUCCACUUUCUCUCUAUGUCUUUCCUUUUUCUCAGGUUUUUUCUUGGAAAAGAAAGUAAAGUCUUGUCAAUUUCCAUGUGAAAAUUCAAAAUUCCCACACAAGAAAACAAAAAGAAAAAGAAAAAAAAAACCUUUGGUUCCGAGUACCCAUCUCUUUCUCCCUUGUACUUGCACCCUCACUCGCAAAUAUCACUACAUUAUUGUUGCUUAAUUUUUGGCAUUUUUCAUUGAGAACGAUAUACAUAUGGAGGAAUUUUACAGGAUGAUCGCAGGUGUGACAUCUGCAUGCUCAGAUGAUCAUGUGAAUGUUCAUCAGCAAGUUGAAAAUAUGUCUACUAGUACUAGCAGCGCCAGUUGUGGUGGGUUUCAUGGCGGUGGUCAUGUGGUGGAUGAUCAUAACAUGCUGUUAUUUGGGACGGAGGGUUUAGAAUCCGAUCAUAUGUCUGAUCUGAUCAAGUCCCAGAUAGCCAGUCACCCUCGUUUCUCUAAUUUAGUUGCUGCAUACCUAGAAUGGCAAAAGGUUGGAGCACCAGCAGCGGAGAUGAAAAAUCUGCUUGAAGAAAUUGGAAGGGUAAGCCACCCAAUGAGCACCUGCGGUGAGAUAGGAGCUGAUCCAGAACUUGACGAGUUCAUGGAAUCAUAUAUUGGGGUUCUCCAUAGAUUCAAGGAGGAGCUAUCUAAGCCAUUCGAUGAAGCAACAACAUUCUUGGUCAACAUUCAAACUCAACUUAGCAACCUCUGUAAAGGGACAUUCCCAAAUACCUGGGACAAUCACUCUGAUGAAGGGGUCGGCGGUUCAGAGGAGGAACUUAGCUGUGGGGAGGUGGAAGCAGCAGAGAGUCAAGAAAUCGGUGGUGCUCAUUCUAGUGGUGAUCGGGAACUGAAAGGUAUGCUGCUGAACAAGUACAGUGGCUACCUUAGCAGUUUAAGGAAGGAGUUCUUAAAGAAAAGAAAGAAAGGGAAGCUACCGAAGGAUGCCAGGACUACCCUAUUGGAUUGGUGGACUAUUCACUAUAGGUGGCCAUAUCCUACGGAAGAGGAGAAAUUGCAGCUGUCUGAGAUGACUGGAUUGGACCAAAGGCAGAUCAACAACUGGUUCAUAAACCAGAGGAAGAGACAUUGGAAACCAUCUGAGGACAUGAGGUUUGCUCUCAUGGAAGGCGUCGGUGGGAGCAUUGGAGGACCUGUGAUAUUUGACACUGGUUUUGGAACUGGAAAUGUUCAUGAUGGUAUGUGAUAUCAUUGUAUCAGGUGUUUGGUCGAUUCUAACAUUCGACCUAAGUAGCGUUAGAGCCUUUUGAUUAUUUCAGUCUAAUGUCUUCUUUUUCAUAUGGUAUUUGUGAACCUUGUAAUAAUGUUAAGACUUGCAUGUAUGUAUAUUCUGUAUCUAUGAUCCCUCUCUCUUAUGUAA